Molecule: messenger RNA, 2175 nt
Organism: Poeciliopsis prolifica (blackstripe livebearer)
Lineage: Eukaryota; Metazoa; Chordata; Actinopteri; Cyprinodontiformes; Poeciliidae
Product: zinc finger protein 771-like
Exons: 3
Coding region: 420-1553 (377 amino acids)
Biological process (GO): regulation of transcription by RNA polymerase II
Cellular component (GO): nucleus
Molecular function (GO): DNA-binding transcription factor activity, RNA polymerase II-specific; RNA polymerase II cis-regulatory region sequence-specific DNA binding
Source: RefSeq, a predicted model, not a curated record
CAAGCUAGUAGCGUUAGCUUCCAGGGUUCCAUCUGUAAAUGUUCGGCUGGAAAACGGUUUUUGCUGUGUGAGCUGGAUAUUUCAGUGGGAACAUUGACGAAAUCUUCGGUUCAUCUUCAGAGAGAAUUAAUAAGACCAACUUCCGGAGAAAAAAAUCAACAGCAUCGACCCCAAAUCAACUGGAAGACAGAAAAUAUGACCGAGGAACUAGUUAAUGCCGCGGAGGAACCGGGACGUGUCCGCGUUAUCAGCUCCAUGUGAUUUUUCUCUGUUUCAGCAGCAACAGCAGCCUGAAGGAGCCCAGUUAGCCUCCAAGCUAACUGACAAAGAGGAGAAAUGGGUCUCUUCCUAAAGCGGACAAAAAGGACAUCACACUGGACAUUUAUUGGGCUCUGAACCGCUUCCAGCUCUUUCUCAUCAUGUCUGUCACUACAUGGGAGGUUCUGGAGGACAGCUUUCUCAUAACCAAAGAGAGAAACCUAACUGUUGAUUACAAUACUCCAAACAUUGCACAGAUAAAAGAGGAAGAGGAGGAACCAGAACCAAAACCAAUCAAAGCAGAACUGGUUGACCUGAGGAUCUCCCAGGAUGAAGGGCAGGUUUUAGUGAAGCAGGAGACCAACAGCUUUAUGGUGUCUCCUGCUGAUGAGGAAAUAUUCCACUAUGACCCAGAACUACAGCAAAUGAUGGAGACAAAGGAGGAACCAGAACCUGUACAAGUGAAGGAGGAACCAGAAGAACCAGAACCUGUGAAGAUCAAAGAGGAGGAGGAGGAUCAGGAUGGAGGUCAGCUGGUGGAGAAGCAGGAAGUUGACACCUGUAUGGUGACUCCUGCUGAUGAGCUUAGGGACAACAGAGAACCAAACAAGGACCAACUUCUUUUUGAGAACAGCCUUAAAGUUGAAGACCAGCAUCAGCAAGGAAGCAACCCGGGUGGAAACAACUCAAAACUAAAAGCAGCUAAACUAAAUAUACCAUCCUGUGAAGUAUGUGGCAAAUGUUUCACUACAUACAAGUACCUGACUGACCACAUAAGAACUCACACAGGUGAGAAACCAUAUCCUUGUGAACUGUGUGAUAAAUGCUUUGCUGAUUGUAGUGCCAGAGCCAAACAUAUGAAAACCCACACAGGUAAGAAGCCUUAUCACUGUCAAGUGUGUGGAAAAUCAUUCAGCCACUGUAGUAACUUAGCCAGACAUAUGAGAACACACACAGGGGAGAAGCCAUAUUCUUGUGAAGCAUGUGGUAAAUCUUUUCGUCACUGUAAUACAAUGGCUCGACAUAUGAGAACCCACACAGGUGAAAAACCGUAUACUUGUGAAGUGUGUGAUAAAUCUUUCGUACAGCCCAGUGAUUUGACUCGUCACCUUAAAAGUCACACAGGUGAGAAGUCUUUCUCCUGUCUGACCUGUGGAAAAGGUUUCACAAGGCAAUCCUCCUUGGCUGUGCACAUGAGAACCCACACAGGGGAGAAGCCCUACUCUUGUAAAAUGUGUGGAAAGUCUUUUAGAUAUAGCAGCCAUUUGAGUCGUCAUGAGAACUCACACAGAUGAGAAGCUUUUCUCAUGUUUGAUUGGGGGAAAAGGUUUCAGGUACAAAAAUACCUUUUCAUUUUUCAUACAGGUGAGAAGCUGUAUUUACGUGCAGUUUUGGAUGUAAAUCACAUGCUUUUCAUCUCCUGCUGAUAAACUGUAAAGAGAUUAUUUAUGGAUGUUGCUGUAAAAGUGUCAUUUUCAGAGAGAAUAAUUUGCUUACAUUGCUAACAUCUAUUAUUUAGAAAGCAUGACCUUUUCUGCUCUUAUACUGACAGUUUUAAAUCAUAUUUUUAUAAUGAGGAUUGAAUUCUCCCAUACUCAUUGGUUUUGUCCCUGAUUAAUGAAGUUGAAAUAUCAUUGCAUUAAUCAUAUGUCUUGCUCUUAACUGGACUCAACGCUAUUGAUAUUAUGGUAUUUUCUUAGUAUUGAUAUUGAGUUUGAAGCUUUAAUAUCAUGACAACCGUAGGGUUGCCAUCUGUUUUGUGUGUCUGUAUACUUAAAUGUUUUAAAUCAUGUCCACAUACUUUUAUUUUGUAUACAGAAACCAUUGGUAUUUAAUGUAUAACCUGCAUCUGUUUCUGUAUAUUAUAAACCUGUUUAUUGUUGAACUUUUGACUCUCAUUAAUAAAGUCUUGACUUU